GUAACAGGACACAGGUGUGCGUGUGCCUACCUACCUGUGCUUAACCCCGUGCUCAGAAUUAGCUCUUAAUAACCGACAGCUGCCUUUGCCUUCUUAGAAACAACUUGUUGUUGGGUUCGGGAUGUUUGUCUGGUUGUGUUUAAUUGUCGGAGCUUCGGCCGCCGGUCGCUUUCUAACCGACGGACCGGUGAUGACUGGCCAGCCGCUGGACGUGCCCGUGAACAGCAGUCGUGUUUUAACAGCAGCACGGUUUGCUGUGGUUGAGUUCAACAGAGCCAACGCAGAGGAGCAGUUUGCUUACAAAGUUAUGAAAAUAACAUCGGCCAAAAUACAGAUAGUCGCUGGAAUAAACUACAUCCUGGAGGUGCAGUUGGGGCGUACAGUGUGCAAGAAAAGCCACAUGGCAGUCAGUGAGACAUGUGCUCUCCACCCUGAACCCAAGGGGCGUCAGUGUCACUUCAUCGUUACAGAAAUCCCCUGGGAAAAUUCAACUAUACUCACUAAAAACGAAUGUCACCCGAAUAAAAUCUAAUACUCUUGAUGCUUUCCCC
This is a messenger RNA of Mugil cephalus (flathead mullet), 551 nucleotides long. RefSeq names its product cystatin-like. NCBI's taxonomy places the organism in Eukaryota, Metazoa, Chordata, Actinopteri, Mugiliformes, Mugilidae. Gene Ontology annotation, molecular function: cysteine-type endopeptidase inhibitor activity. The coding region runs from base 122 to 532 and encodes 136 amino acids. The transcript is spliced from 3 exons. The record is from RefSeq and is a predicted model, not a curated record.